UGCGCGGGGCGGGCCGCGGCGCGGCGGGGGAAGAUGGCGGCGGCGGGCCGGUGGCGGGCCGGGCUGGCCCUGCUGGCCGUGCUGCUGCGGCUCGGCGGGACGGCGGCCGAGCAGACCGAGGAGCACCUGAAACGCGAGCACUCGCUGUCCAAGCCGUACCAGGGUGUGGGCUCGGCCAGCUCGGGGCUCUGGGACCUGCUGGGCAACGCCAUGGUCAUGACCCAGUUCAUCCGCCUCACCCCCGACGUGCAGAGCAAGCAGGGAGCCGUGUGGAACCGCGUGCCCUGUUACCUGCGGGACUGGGAGAUGCAGGUGCACUUCAGGAUCCACGGGCAGGGCAAGAAGAACCUCAACGGAGACGGGUUCGCCAUCUGGUACACCAAGGACAGGAUGCAGCCAGGACCUGUUUUUGGGAGCAAGGACAACUUCCUGGGGCUGGGAGUGUUUGUGGACACGUACCCCAACGAGGAGAAGCAGCAGGAGGCUCAGAAGAGGAGGUACAGCCCUGGAAACCAGCGCGUGUUCCCCUACAUCUCGGCCAUGGUGAACAACGGCUCGCUGACCUACGACCACGACCGCGACGGGCGCCCCACCGAGCUGGGCGGCUGCACCGCCAUGGUGCGCAACCUCAACCACGACACCUUCCUGGUCAUCCGCUACGUCAAGAGGAGGCUCACGGUGCUGAUCGACAUCGACGGCAAGCACGAGUGGCGCGAUUGCAUCGACGUGCCCGGCGUGCGGUUGCCCCGUGGCUACUACUUUGGGACAUCCUCGGUCACCGGGGACCUGUCGGACAACCACGACAUCAUCUCGCUGAAGCUCUACCAGCUGACGGUGGAGCGGACGCCCGAGGAGGAAAAACGGGAUCGGGAAGUUUUCCUGCCCGUGGUGGACAACCUGAGGCUGCCGGGAAUGGAGGCGCCGCUGGAGCCCAUGAGCGGCCUGGCCCUGUUCCUCAUCGUCUUCUUCUCGCUGGUGGCCCUCGUCUUCGCCAUCGUCAUCGGCAUCAUCCUCUACAACAAGUGGCAGGAGCAGAGCCGCAAGCACUUCUACUGACCCCAGAGCCUGAGGUGGCCCACCCCGGGCUGGUGGUGGCCACGUCCUGAUUGCCACCCGUGCCAGGGAGCCCCUAAGGGACGGUGCCAGCCCGCCGGAGGGGUGCAGAGACUUCCCGGCGCUUCUCCCGGCGUGGUGGCCACCAGAGACCUCCCAGUUGCCACCGUCUGGCUGUGGCCACCUGAGCCCCCCUGGAUGAGCCCCCUCCUGGGCUAGUACUGGCCACAUCCCGAUUGCCACCCGUGCCAGG
Motacilla alba alba is the source of this 1306-nucleotide messenger RNA. It is a transcript of the gene LMAN2L, whose product is annotated as lectin, mannose binding 2 like. Bases 34 to 1056 code for a protein of 340 amino acids. Gene Ontology annotation, molecular function: D-mannose binding. Gene Ontology annotation, cellular component: COPII-coated ER to Golgi transport vesicle; endoplasmic reticulum membrane; Golgi membrane. The transcript is spliced from 9 exons. The record is from RefSeq and is a predicted model, not a curated record. Gene Ontology annotation, biological process: endoplasmic reticulum organization; endoplasmic reticulum to Golgi vesicle-mediated transport; Golgi organization. NCBI's taxonomy places the organism in Eukaryota, Metazoa, Chordata, Aves, Passeriformes, Motacillidae.